UCUCUCUCUAUCUCUCUCUGCUCUCCUGUUGUAUAGCAGCACCUGCCGAUGAUUCCAGCGAAGGAUAUUGGACUUACGCCAAUUCACUGCUGCUGCUUUCAGACUCAUAAUGAACUGAAGAGAUGACCUUCAUGACUCUCUUCGUCGUCAAAAAUUGAGUCUUACGGUUGUCAUUUCACUAUAUUAUGACUCAUCCCUCUCAUGAUUGCCAUGCUGGUGGUGUUAUGUAAGAUCACAUCAGUUUGUGAUUUUCCUGGAAAAUACUGUCGUAGUUUUUGUGUUCUUGGUGUUUGUAUUAGUCUUUGUUUCCAGUUCACACAAGAGCUUUUGUGCGUUUGUCUUCUCUGAGUUUGAGGGGAGCCAUGUUCCCUGUUUUACUAUUUGUGAUUGCGUUCUUAAACCCUGGAGCUUUUGGAGAUGGAUCCGGUCGAAACGUUUCAUCGAGGCCAGCGGUGGUGAAUGUUGGAGCAAUUUUCACAUUUGAUUCUGCGAUAGGCCGCGUCGCCAAGAUCGCCAUUGAUGCUGCAGUAGCUGAUAUCAAUGCCGAUUCCAGCGUUCUUCGUGGGAUUAAGCUGAAUGUUACUCUUUCGGAUUCCAACUCCAGUGGUUUUCUUGGCAUUGUUGAAGCUCUACAGUUCAUGGAGAAGGAUACUGUUGCCAUAAUUGGGCCACAGUCCUCUACGAUUGCUCAUGUGAUGUCACACGUUGCCAAUGAACUCCAAGUUCCAACCCUCUCUUUUGCUGCCACAGAUCCAUCUCUUGCUUCACUGCAGUACCCAUUUUUCGUUAGGACAACCCAAAGUGAUUUGUAUCAAAUGUCCGCAAUCGCUGCUGUCGUUGAUUAUUACCACUGGAAAGAGGUGGUUGCACUUUAUAUUGAUGAUGAUUAUGGUAGGAAUGGUAUCUCUGCUUUAGGAGACAAAUUUCAGGAGAGAACAUGCAAGAUUUCUUUCAAAGCUGCAUUGCCUCCUGGAAUGACUAGCAGUGAUAUCACUGAUGUGCUGGUUAAAUUGGCAUUAAUGGAAUCAAGAGUCAUUGUUGUCCAUGUCAGUGACCCUGUUGCAGGUCUUAUGAUCUUCUCUGUUGCAAAGCAUCUUGACAUGGUUGCCGAUGGAUAUGUGUGGAUAGCUACUGAUUGGCUUUCCUCUUAUCUCGACACUUACCCUGCCAAUUCUGAGACAACAAUUUCACUCCAGGGAGUUCUCAUGACACGACAGCAUGUACCUGAUUCAGAUCAGAAGAAAGCUUUUACAUCCAGGUGGACCAAUUUGGUUAAGAAAGAGGGAAUGGAUACCUCAAUGUUGGGGUUGAAUACUUAUGGUUUAUAUGCAUAUGAUACUGUCUGGCUAAUAGCAUAUGCAGCCAAUGCUUUUCUUGAUGGAGGAGGUACUAUUUCCUUCUCCAGUGAUCCAAAAUUGAAUGGUAUGCAGGGAAGCAAGAUGAACCUUCAAACGUUAAGCUUAUUCAACGGAGGAAAGCAGUUGCUGAAAAGAGUCCUAGAAGCAAACUUUACUGCCUUAACUGGCAAGAUUCAGUUUGAUUCGGAUAGGUACUUGGUUCGUCCUGCGUAUGAUAUAAUUAAUGUUGUUGGAACUGCACGCAGAGUGAUUGGUUAUUGGUCUAAUUAUUCUGAAUUAUCAGUGGAGGCACCAGAAAGCCUCUACUCUAGGCCUCCAAAUGCUUCAAAUCAGCAGCUUCAUAAUGUUAUCUGGCCUGGAGGAGCAGCAGCAAUUCCUCGUGGAUGGGUUUUUGCAAAUAAUGGAAGGCAGUUGAGAAUAGGUAUCCCCAACAGAUUUAGUUAUAAGGAAUUUGUCUCAGUAGUUAAUGGAACUGAUACAGUGAAGGGCUUCUGCAUAGAUGUAUUUGUUGCUGCAGUGAACAAUUUACCAUAUGCUCUUACUUAUAAAUUCAUACCAUUUGGGAAUGGUAAAGCAAAUCCAAGCUACCGUGAGCUUGUACGGAUGGUUCAAACAGGGUUCUUUGAUGCAGCAGUUGGGGACAUUGCAAUUGUUACCGACAGAACAAGGGCUAUAGACUUUACACAGCCUUAUGCUGAGUCUGGGCUUGUUGUUGUAGCUCCAACCAAAAGGACGAAAUCAGGUGCCUGGGCAUUCCUGAGGCCCUUUACUUUAAAGAUGUGGGGUGGAACUGUAGCGUUUUUGCUUGUGAUGGGAAUGGUUAUAUGGAUUCUGGAACACAAGGUGAAUAGAGAUUUCCGUGGCACGCCAAAAAAACAAGUAGCCACAGUUCUCUGGUUUAGCUUCUCAACAAUGUUUUUUGCUCACAGAGAGGAAGUUGUUAGUGUCCUUGGACGUCUUGUGCUCAUAAUGUGGCUGUUUGUGGUCCUCAUAGUUAACUCAAGUUACACCGCGAGCUUGACUUCAAUACUUACAGUACAACAGCUCUCUUCACCAAUCACAGGAAUUGAUAGUUUGAUAUCAAGUGGUGAGCCGAUUGGAUUCCAAGUAGGAUCCUUUGCCGAGAAAUAUCUGAUAGACCUAGGUGUACGAAAGUCUAGGCUGAUUGAACUUGGCUCUCCAGAGGCCUAUGCAGCAGCCUUAGAGAAAGGUCCAGCAAAUGGAGGUGUUGCUGCUGUGGUCGAUGAACGUCCAUAUAUCGAUCUUUUUCUCUCGAAAUACUGCAAGUUUUCCGUUCGAGGGAAUGAGUUUACCAAGAGCGGCUGGGGCCUUGUAUUUCCCCGCGAUUCUCCUUUAACAGUUGACUUCUCCACUGCCAUCCUUACUUUGGCAGAAAGUGGUGAGCUACAAAGGAUCCAUGACAAAUGGCUGAAAAACUCAGGUUGCAGUUCACAGAGCACAGACAUCAGCUCAGAUCAGCUUGACCUGAACUGCUUCUGGGGGCUCUUUCUGAUAUGUGCAAUGGCAUCAGUUCUUGCACUCUCUCUAUACUUCAUUAGGAUAUUCAUCCAGCAAAAGCACCAACCAGAUGUCUCUGCAGAUGUCGAAGGUGGCUCCAGGUCAUGUAUAUGGAGGUGUCUUUUGUUUCUUGAUAAGAAGGAACAAAGCAAGUUGGAUAAAAUGCCAACAGAGCGAACUCUCAGCAGCAGCAGUGUGGUUGGCCCAGCAUGAAUCGUUGGUUUUAUAAAUUUGAAAAAGUUUACUAAGAAAAUUGCAGAAAGUUGCAAUAUUAGAUAGUUCAAUGCUCUGAGAAUCUGGUAAAGCACAAGAAGAUCUAUUCCGGUGCAUCAACAAAGGCCUUUACAGAAAUCACAGUCUGAAAUCCUACCAUCUAUUACACCCAAGUACAGGUACUAGGCAGUCAAGUGAAACUAGAUCCAUUUCCCCAUCUCAUGGUUUAACAUCUAUGUUCAAUGGUGUUGUAAGUCAUUUCUCCGUUUGACAUUACAAGGUUUUAUAAAGAUAGCAGUAGAUAGAAUUUUAAUUUAACUAAGCUUUUGAAGAACAGAUGCUCUACCUAAUUCCACUUGAAGUUUCCAAGGCUUGUAUCACAGUAUGGGACAAACUUUUUCCCUUCUUAUCAUAUUGCCCUGUUCUAGUUAUCUAUUGCUAUAUUUUGCUCGCCUGGCGAAGAGCUCUUGUUGGCAGUCUAACGAAUCCAGAUUUGUUCAUGAAAAGCUUAAUCAUAGACACAUUUAUUUGUAUAUUGAUUUUUGUCUUUGGCGUGAGGAAAAGCGACCUUGCUAUUCCCAAGUGAUGAUAUGCUGAGUCAAGUUUUGUCCUUAGCCACCUUCUCCAACCAAAAUCCAUGUUUUGUCCUCAACCACCUUCUCCAACCAAUCCACACUCUCAGCUCAGCCCACAAUUAC
This is a messenger RNA of Nymphaea colorata (pocket water lily), 3787 nucleotides long. RefSeq names its product glutamate receptor 3.3-like. The transcript has 6 exons. The record is from RefSeq and is a predicted model, not a curated record. Bases 363 to 3089 code for a protein of 908 amino acids. Gene Ontology annotation, cellular component: plasma membrane. Lineage: Eukaryota; Viridiplantae; Streptophyta; Magnoliopsida; Nymphaeales; Nymphaeaceae. Gene Ontology annotation, molecular function: glutamate-gated receptor activity.